AAAUAAUUAUGAAUUCAUGCUUGGUAAGAUACGACUGCGAAUACGUGAUUAAAAUAAUAAUAUAUAUUAUUGGAAAUGUACAAAACGAUGUGGAGCAACAUUUCGAACAAUAUUUGACCACGGUAAACAUAAACAAGACGAUUGUUCUAUUUUUAAUGAUCAUUACCACGCACCAGAUACAGUUAAAAUUCAAUGCAAAAUUUUAAAAAAUAAAAUUAAAAAAAUGUGCUCAAGCUUCACAAGACGCACCAAAUCAAAUAUAUCUGAAUGAAAUUGCAAAUUGCAAUGUCAUAAUUUCAUCUCAAGUAACUAAAAACGCAUCUAAGCAAAUCGUAAAAAGGCAGAGAAAAGGAAAAGAACUAGAACCAGUUUCACUAAAUUUUAUACCUUUCUCGGAACUUCAAAAUACAAUUUCAGGACAACCUUUCUUUUUGAAAAAUGUAAUCGAAGGAAAUAAUAAAUUUAUGAUUUUCACAACAGUUCAGAAUUGUAUAUACUUGAGAGAAUCACAUUUUUGGCUCGCUGAUGGAACAUUCAAGGCUUGUCCUGGAAUUUUUAAACAGAUAUUUACAAUACAUGGGUCAAUUUCACGAGGUAUCAAUAACAACAUUUGUGUACCAUUGCUAUACGUGUUGAUGACCAACCAAACUGAAGAUGAUUAUAAAACAGUGCUAAAUGUGUUUAAUAAUUUUGCGAUUGAAAUUAAUAUUAAUUUCGAAAACAAUAAUGAACUUGAAAUAAUAACGGACUUUGAAAAAUCUUCAAUCAACGCGAUCAAUGAUGUCUUUCCAUUUGUAACGCAUUCUACUUGUUUUUUUCAUUUUUGUCAAAAUAUCUGGCGUCAUAUUCAAAAAGAAGGGCUAUCUACAAAGUACAUGGAAGACCCGGAAUUUAAUUUGAUCUGUCGGCAUUUGCCUGCUCUUUCUUUUCUCCCAGUAAACAAAGUAAUCGAAGGUUGGGAAAUUGUGAAAUUAUUAUUUAGUGACAACGAAAAAGAACAAGCACUUUUAGAAUACUUCGAAAAUACUUACAUUUAUGGUAAACCAGCUAUGAGACUACGCGGACGUAAAAAACCUCAACGACACCCUCCUUUAUUUCCAAUUGACAUGUGGUCAGUAGCUUCAAGAGUUGAUGAAAAUUUGCCAAGAACAACAAAUAUUGCUGAAUCAUGGCACGGUCGACUUAAUAGGUAG
This is a messenger RNA of Sipha flava (yellow sugarcane aphid), 1193 nucleotides long. RefSeq lists its product as uncharacterized. The record is from RefSeq and is a predicted model, not a curated record. Lineage: Eukaryota; Metazoa; Arthropoda; Insecta; Hemiptera; Aphididae. The transcript has 2 exons. Bases 465 to 1193 code for a protein of 242 amino acids.